AUGUCUCAGUCAGUGCUUGAUUCUGGUCCCAGGUCAAAUAUCAGCGACAAUUCAGAAAUCAGCUCUGUCGUGUUAACCAGAUCUUCGCCCUCCGGCAUGAAUGAUUCUUCAAGCUCUCAGCAUCGACCUCUUCUUCAUCAUAAAGGCCAAUUUCUGGGUGAUUGUGUUAUUUGCUUGUCGGCUCAAGUGACUAUCGCCCUUCUGCCUUGUCGACAUACCGUCAUCUGCCGUGAAUGUCUUGAUCAUCAGCUGAAUGAGACACAAAAUUACGAUACUUCCACUCAUACACUCUCUAUCGCUGGCGACGACGACGGUGCUCUCCAAUCUGAGAUGGUUUUGAGGCACCGACUUCUCCGGUUACUGCAUCAGACUGGAGUCGUUUGUCCCAUUUGCCGCACCUCCGUUUCAGGGUUGCUUGAACUGCCAUGCACUCUCAGCGAUCAAGCAGCUACUGUCUGA
Messenger RNA from Protopolystoma xenopodis, 459 nucleotides. The record is from the annotation of a GenBank genome assembly. Lineage: Eukaryota; Metazoa; Platyhelminthes; Monogenea; Polystomatidea; Polystomatidae.